Messenger RNA from Cydia amplana, 923 nucleotides. RefSeq names its product serine/arginine-rich splicing factor 4. The record is from RefSeq and is a predicted model, not a curated record. The transcript is spliced from 3 exons. NCBI's taxonomy places the organism in Eukaryota, Metazoa, Arthropoda, Insecta, Lepidoptera, Tortricidae. The coding region runs from base 80 to 895 and encodes 271 amino acids.
GUGUACUAUGUAGGGUUAACUUGUUGCAUUUAAUGAAAAGUAGUUUCAAUGCCGGAAUUUUAUUAACACAAUUUAAAUUAUGCCUCGCGAAAAAUCAUCCCAUCGCGACAGGAGAAGUUCUUCCCAAAGCUCCGAAUCGUCAUACGAAAGGAAGAAGUCCAAAAGCAAGCACAAGAAACGUUCUCGUUCAAGAGACAGAUCUGUAGCUAGUAGCCAUAAGAGCAAGUCUAGCUCUCACAGGCAUAGAAAGAGGAGUUAUUCUAGAAGUUUGUCUCGGGAUCGCUACGAGACGAAGUCGCGUAGGCGCUCCAGUUCGCGAAGGCGCUCUAGUUCGCGGCCCCGCUCGAAGCGGUCCCGGCGGUCGGUGUCGAGGAGCAGAUCUAGAAGCCGUACGAAACACAGUAAAAGCAGCAAGAAGUCUCGCAGGAGGUCGCGCUCUCGCUCGACUAGCAGUUCCAGCUCUUUUGAUAUAGAACCAGCACAAGGCUUCAAAUCGGUUCGGCUAGAUGACACUGAAACCAAAGUUGAGCAGGCCAUCAAGGCCGCAGAGGCUGCUGGUUUAACUAUGACCAAGAUACCAACUUACGAAUACCCAGAAGUAGAAGUAAAAGAAGACAUGCCAACAAUUCACGAUAGAAACUUGCUUGCCGAGUUGAACAGUGAUGUAUUCAUCCAAAGGUCUUUCACGUCUUCAAAGAAUAAGAAACAGAACCAGAACAUUGUAAUAGACUUGGAUGCGGAAACUGUUAAAGUUCCUAAAAGUGAUAUAAAAGUUAACAAUAUGGAUGAUACUAUUCUUAACAUGGAUGAAAUCCCAAGCGAAGAAAAGUUGAGAGAGAUGUGGAUAAAGAAACUUUACCAGUACAGGAAGAGAAUGCUGCGGGGAGAAAUUUAGUAAAAUAAUAAAUGGAAUAAUAUUCUAA